AUGAACUCCACCGGUAGAGUGGUCGCCGUUUCUGUGGACGCCGACCUGGUGACCAUUUUUGUCGACCAGCUGAUUGUGGGUGCAGCCACUAUUCUCUGUCUGAUGGGCGCGCUUGACAAGAAUAACUGGAACCUGCCGCGCUACGUGGUCAUCCUCUACGGCUCAGUGAUACAGUUUCUCAAGUACAACGACUUCUCUGUGAACACGUCUGCCAGCUGCAAUCCCGCCACUGAUUUUGGACCACGACUGGCCCUCCUCUGCACUGGUUGGGGCACCGCCGCCUUUACCCACGGCAACUACGCCUGCUUCGUCCUAUUUUUCACACCCUUCUUGUCUGCUAUCGUCGGCGUCCUACUCUACGAGCUCUGCAUUGGCGUCCAUCUGCCCGGUGCUGGAGAAAAUUCCAAAAACUACGCAAAGACGCCCGAGCUGCCGAGUUGA
Dibothriocephalus latus is the source of this 441-nucleotide messenger RNA. NCBI's taxonomy places the organism in Eukaryota, Metazoa, Platyhelminthes, Cestoda, Diphyllobothriidea, Diphyllobothriidae. The record is from the annotation of a GenBank genome assembly.